GUCAACAGUUCUUUGCUCAAUUAACCACUCGUUUAUGUUUGGAAUGGCUGAUCAUCAAACUGGUUGUUGGUCGUCCAAGACAAAUACAGAAAAAAAUAUCACCCAGAAAAGAAGUGGAUCAAGAAUGAGAUAAUCACCUAUAAAUGCAUCAAGAAGCCUUAGAUGAAAUCAAAAUAGGACUUGCAUGUAGGGAUUGGUUCUCAAUCUCAUACUUCAGUUUUGUCUGUUGCCGAGGGAUCAACACUAAGCCUAUCUUUCUCCAUUUUUUUUUUUUUUUUUCACAUUAUCAAUGAUCAUUAGUAGAUUAUUAGUAUCAUUGAGCCAAUUACAUUGCUACACCAGAUGAACCUUCCCCUAAACAAUAGUAUAGAUAAACAAAAGGAAACAAGUCUUGCCUAAUAAAAGAUCUAAUGGCUUCCAAAAGCAUUACUGCCUCAACUUCAGCAGCCAAAGAUGCCGAUGCUGAAGCAUUAGCAUGUUUACUAACACCUAAACCUCCCUCGGGCGAUCCACAUAUUCCAGAAGACUCAUUCCAUCUAGCAUACAUUGUCUACUUCAUACUCGGAGCAGGUUUCAUACUCCCAUGGAAUGCAUUUGUCACGGCCGUUGAUUACUUCAGCUAUCUCUACCCAGAUGUCCCUGUGGACAGAGUCUUUGCGGUGGUUUACAUGAUCAUAAGCUUGAUAGGCCUUGUUGUGGUCCUAUCUUUAGCUCACAAGUCAAGUUCUCUGCUGAGGAUUAAUGUCGGACUCGGGCUAUUUGUGGUGGCCUUGCUUGUGGUUCCUAUCAUAGAUGUGUGCUAUGUGAAGGGUAGAGUUGGAGUUUAUGGAGGGUACUAUGUGACUGUGUGUUUAGUUGGGCUUUGUGGGGUUGCAAAUGCUUUGGUUCAAGGUAGUCUUGUUGGGGCUGCUGGGGAGUUGCCUGAAAGAUAUAUGCAAGCUGUGGUGGCUGGAACUGGUGCUUCUGGAGUUCUUGUUGCAGUCCUGAGACUUUUAACCAAAGCUGUUUAUCCACAAGACACUCGAGGGUUAAGAAGCAGCGCGGAUCUUUACUUCGCCGUAGCCAUUAUUAUGAUGGUUCUGAGCAUAAUGUCAUAUAAUGCGGGGCAUAAACUUCGGGUCAUCAAAUAUUAUACCAAACUCAAACAUCAAGCCUUGAACUAUGAGAAAGAAGCGAGAGGCGGCGAUUUGACCAGAAAACUAUGGAGUUCAACCAUCUGGAAAACUUUAGGCGCUAUCAAAUGGUAUGCAUCUGGCUCCAGCAUGAUUUGCAUUGUGACAAUCUGUAUAUACCCGGGAUACAUUACAGAAGACGUGCAUUCGGCGAUUUUCAAAGAUUGGUAUGGGAUUGUUUUGAUCACCGGCUUCAAUAUUUUGGACUUGAUUGGUAAAUGCCUAACUUCAGUAAUCCUCAUUGAGAAUUCCAAGUUUGCAAUCGGUGGUUCUUUUAGCAGGGUGUUGUUUUUGCCUCUCUUCUACGGGUGCAUGCAUGGUCCCAAAUUCUUCAGAACUGAAAUCCCUGUUUCAAUUCUAACUUGUCUUUUGGGAUUCACCAAUGGCUACUUUAGCAGUGUUCUGCUGAUUUUAGGUCCAAAAACUGUGCCAUUGCAGCAUGCGGAGACUGCUGGGAUAGCUCUUGUGUUUUUCUUGAUGAUUGGUCAGUCAAUUGGCUCUGUCGUUUCUUGGUUUUGGGUCAUUUAGUCCCCUAAUUAGGGAGAGAGAGCAUUUUUCCAUCUAUUGCUAAAUUUGCACAGCACGAAUUUGUAACUCCAAUAAUUGUAUACAACGUUUGAAACAAUUUCAUGUUUGUGUUUUUGUUGUUGAAUCUAGGGAUCAAUGAUAAGAUUACAGAAGCCAAAAAAAUGCAAUAUGAAGAUAAUAUAAACGAACUUUUCAUUAAAAAUCAAAUAAAUAGAUUGUUGAAGCAAAAUUAAGCACCAUGGAUAUGCAAAAUUGUACGCUUGAUAUCCUAUCUACCACAGGCACAAACCCAGAAAUCUUCGUAAUAAAGAUUUAUUUCGUCAAGUCAUAUGUUAAUAACCUUUUCUUGACAAUUCCACAAUCCAGGGCAUCCAAAUCCUUAAGACCCAUUAGACUGGGGACUGAACUACCAACAUCUUUGAGUUGAUCUUGGAGUCUCUCCGGUAUUUUCCCCCGCUUUCCAUUCACAAAGUUGCACAAGUACAUAACACCAGCGUUUGCCAGCUCCUGCUUAGCUUCCAGUGACAGAAGUUUGUCAUCCAACCCAUUAACCACCCGCUGCAAUUCUUCCAAAUCAAAGUUAAUUUGGGACAGAUCAUCAUGGACCUCACCGACAUCGGAUUUAAUCAGCUUCGAAAUCUCCAUUUGCUCGUCCAAUUUCCCAUCCAAGUUCUCAAUCCUGUGUGUCAAGUGCUUCUUAGUCGAAGCCAGAGCAUCCGAAACGUUCUCCAAAUGCUUCGUCAAAUUCUCCACGGCAACCGACAUACCAUGCUUCGUGACGUACAUGAAAUCCGAGAAUGAAAUUCCCUUCCACCACAUAUAUCCAUAGCCCAAAGCGCCCAAAGUAGCCGCCGGGACCAAAACAGAUGAUGCGGUUAAACCGCCGCUAUUCCCGGAAUCCCCGUUGAUGAUCACUGGGCGAUUAGCGAAUCCACGCAUUUCCUCCGCCAAUCGACGAACCUGUUCAGACACAUCGUCCGAUGAAGAUUGGGUUUCUACUUCCCCUCUGUUCUCGUACUUCUUGAUCAAUUUAUGGAGUUCGGCAAUCACAUCGGACAAUUACCGUUCCUCAUCAGAAUUGUCCCCGUGUAUCCCGUGCCGACAAUCAUGAGGAGCCUGGUGACUCCCAUACCAGCUUGCAAAGCCAUGGUCGACCACCACCGGAGCUGUGAUCAGAUUAAAGAGUGUGUCUUCUAUUAGGGUAUAAAUUCUACUGUAAUUUGUCUGCUUCCGGUGCGGUAGUUAUAUUAUUCUCCAAUGAUCACUGAGGCCCAGUAUUUUGUUAUUAAUAGGCUUUGACUUACUGCCCAUGCAAACUCUGGGCCGUGAUAAUGAUGAAACUUUUUCGUCAGGAUAGGGCCCAGUAGCUAGCCGGUGACGGUGUUU
This is a messenger RNA of Oldenlandia corymbosa var. corymbosa, 3086 nucleotides long. The record is from the annotation of a GenBank genome assembly. Lineage: Eukaryota; Viridiplantae; Streptophyta; Magnoliopsida; Gentianales; Rubiaceae.